CGUCCUCAGGUCUCAAGUGAUCUAUGCAGUCUCUUGAAACUGCAUAGAUCAGGAGGGGCCAUGGGAUUCUUGGAAGAAUGCCUUGCUUUACACUUCCUGGGUUGGCCUGAACAUUGCCAAUUUGCAGCAGGCCCAUGGAUGGAUAUCGUGUCCCUCAUAGAGGUUGCCUAUAUCUUUGACUGAUGGUGAUUGUUGGUAGGACUGUGCCUGCCAUGUGUAAAUGGAACGUGUGGUCCGCCUUCCCUUUCAACAGCACCAUGACUCUUGAUUUGGCGAGUUUAAACUGCACCCCGACCAACUCCAUCAGCCUUUCUGCAGAAUCCAUCUGAAGUCUGGGACUGAUCCCAUGGUGACAUUAGGGUCAUCCAUGAAUGCCCUGAUGAGUGGUUGCCGUUAGGUGGACUUCAUUCAGUUCUCAUCCUUCGGGAUCCUCACCCCUUUCGCCACUGUCCACUGACCACACAUUUACCCACUUCCACAGACGCAGCAGGAGUUUAGGACUGCUUGGUCCUUCAGCAGAACUUGCUUUGUGGACCUCCUCUCUUUGUCUCGAUACGAUAAUAAUUUGUUGUCAGGGAAUUUGAAUUGCAUCACAUCUCCAUUUGCAAGGGACAAACAAGGACAACUAUUAAGAUACGAUACAAGUUCAAACAACGUUUAACUUAACGUCUCGAAGACCUUUUAGGGUACAUUUGACCUGGGAGUCCUUCCCUGGGAAACUCCAACAAUUCUUACUGCUCCUUGUAAAUGACAAAUACCACACCUGUCAUCUCUUUGGACUGCAGUAAAGCCUGUUCCAUUUUAUUUUCACACUCAAACAAAGCAAGCUACACCCUAUCAAGGUAUUUGAUUGCUCCCUCCCCUCCACAGACCUGUGGGUAGGUACCAACAACAUGUUGUUCCAUGCAGAGGCUGUUUCCUCAUUCACUGCAUUAAGGGAGCGAGAGUCGAUGAGAGGAGACUUGUUGUCCGUCAGAGCACAGAGAGUCAUUCUGUUCAGAGCAAGUGAACAUUUUUACUUCUGCCUGUAGCUCUUAAAGAUCACUGAGAGGUGAAAUGGCGCAGGGAGGAGUUCAGCUUGACCGGGAAACCAUAUCUUGUUCCAUCUGUCUGGACCUUCUGAAGGACCCGGUGACUAUCCCCUGUGGACACAGCUACUGCAUGGGCUGUAUUAAUGACCACUGGGAUGGAGAGCUAAUCUACAGCUGCCCUCAGUGCAGGAAGACCUUUGCUCCAAGGCCCGUCCUGCUGAAAAGCACCACGUUAGCAGCUUUAGUGGAGGAGCUGAAGAACACUGGACUCCAAUCUGCUCCUGCUGGUCCCCGCUAUGCUGGACCUGAGGAGGUGGCCUGUGAUUUCUGCACUGUGAGGAAACUGAGAGCCUUCCGGUCCUGUCUGCAGUGUGUGGCCUCUUACUGUGAUCAACACCUCCAGCCUCACUAUGUAUCAGCUGCCUUUAAGAAACACAAGCUGAUGGAGCCCUCCAAGAAACUCCAGGAGAACAUCUGCCCUCGUCACGGCGAGGUGAUGAAGCUGUUCUGCCGGACUGAUCAGCAGUGUAUCUGUUCUCUCUGCUCUGUGGACGAGCAUAAAGACCACGACACAGUGUCAGCUGCAGCAGAGAGGACUGAGAGGCAGAGAGAGCUGGGGGAGAGUCGACAAAACCUCCAGCAGAGGAUCCAGGACAGAGAGAAGGAUGUGAAACUGCUUCAAGAAGAGGCGGACACCAUCAACUGCUCUGCUGAUACAGCACUGGAGGACAGUGAGGAGAUGAUCACCCAGCUGAUCCGUCUCCUGGAGAAGAGACGCUCUGAUGUGAAGCAGCAGGUCAGAUCUAAGCAGGACAGGGAAGUGAGACGAGUCAGAGAGAUUCAGGAGGAGCUGGAGCAGGAGAUCAGGGAUCUGAAGAGGAGAGACGCUCAGCUGGAGCUGCUGUCACAGGCAGAGGAGGACCACCAGUUCCUGCACAUGUACUCCUCACUGCCAGCUCUCAGUGCAUCUAAAUACUCAUCCAGCAUCAACAUCUGUCCUCUGUACUACUUUAAGGACGUGACAGCGGCCCUGUCAGAAGUCAGAGAUAAACUGCAGGACAUCCUGAGGGACAAGUGGACUGAAGAAGAUGCUUUACUGCCACAACCAGAGCCAAAGACAAGAUCUGGAGUUUUAAAAUAUUUCCGUGAGAUCACUCUGGAUCCAAACACAGCAAACACAUGGCUGCUAUUAUCUGAGGGGAACAGAAAAGCUACAGUAACGAGUCAAAACCAACUCUACCCCAGUCACCCAGACAGAUUCACUGAUUUUACUCAGGUCCUGAGCAGAGAGGGUCUGAUUGGACGGUGUUACUGGGAGGUGGAGCACAGAGGAGGCGUUUCUAUAGCCGUCGCAUACAAGAACACAAGCAGAGCAGCCGGGUUGAAUGAUUCUAGAUUUGGACACAAUGACACAUCUUGGGCUUUAGAGUGGUACAAGAAGAAAUAUAAGUUCUGGUACAACAAUGUCAAAAUUCCCAUCUCAGGUCCUCGGCCCAACAGGAUAGGAGUGUACCUGGAUCACGGGGCAGGCAUUCUGUCCUUCCACAGCAUCAUCAAUGACACCAUGACCCUCCUGCACAGAGUGGAGACCACCUUCACUCAGCCUCUUCACGCUGGAGUUUGGGUUUAUUAUUAUUCUGGAAAAACUGCUGAGUUCUGCAAACUCAGAUAGGCAGAAGGGAAUCACUGGUUCUCAGACGUUUUCCUUAAGGGAGCCUUUUUUCAUCAUUAAGUGAACUCACACUGCUGGCUGUUUGUUGUGGUGUUUCUUCAGCUGCCAAUCAAACAUGAGGGGGCGGGACUCUGACGUCCAGUCGUGGGCAGUCAUGUAAGUGUUUGACUUUCUUUAUCUGUGUUCAGCCAUGGAGGCUCUCGCUGCUCAUGGUGUCUGCAGGAACUCUUCUCUGUGUUUCUCUUCCACCGCUCUGAAGAGAGGAAGCAGCAGACCUCCUUAUCCUGCAGCAGACCUCCUUAUCCUGCAGCAGGAGGUUAUCCUGCAGCAGCAGACCUCCUUAUCCUGCAGCAGACCUCCUUAUCCUGCAGCAGGAGGUUAUCCUGCAGCAGCAGACCUCCUUAUCCUGCAGCAGGAGGUUAUCCUGCAGCAGCAGACCUCCUUAUCCUGCAGCAGACCUCCUUAUCCUGCAGCAGGAGGUUAUCCUGCAGCAGCAGACCUCCUUAUCCUGCAGCAGGAGGUUAUCCUGCAGCAGCAGACCUCCUUAUCCUGCAGCAGACCUCCUUAUCCUGCAGCAGCAGACCUCCGUAUCCUGCAGCAGACCUCCUUAUCCUGCAGCAGACCUCCUUAUCCUGCACACUUUGUUCUCUCAUUAGCAAAGACAGUUAUAACCUCGUGUGUUUGUUAUCACAGGUUUUGUAGAGGAGUAAUCAUCCUGAUCGUAAUCAAUAAGAGUGUGCUCAGAGUGAGUGAUUGUGUGGUGAGUCAGCCGAAACCAUCGCUCUUUUAUUACUUCUGUAUUUCUGCAGAUUCUUAUUAUCAUAACUUUAAUAAUGACACUUUAUGUAUUUAGAGGUAAAAUCAAAGAACGUUGUAAAGCUCAGUGAAAUCUGCAGUUUGAAGCAUUUAAAGGACGAUCUGUUUGGUGUUUCAGCCAAUCAGAGACAGGCUCUGUAUUUAUCUGACACCUGUAAUAUAUUGCUGAUGAAGAGGAUAAUAGGGGACCUUUAAGCCUUACAAUAAUCAGUGAUGAUCAUUUAAUUGACGCGUUGUCCUGAACGUCACUAAUUGAUUUCUGUGCUCUAUUGUCUAUCAAUAGUUUGUGUUAUGAUUGUUUGUGUUUAUGAACAUUCAAUAAAAUGUUGAUUCAGAUAAUA
Eleginops maclovinus (Patagonian blennie) is the source of this 3860-nucleotide messenger RNA. RefSeq names its product tripartite motif-containing protein 16-like. The record is from RefSeq and is a predicted model, not a curated record. The transcript has a single exon. Bases 1057 to 2703 code for a protein of 548 amino acids. Lineage: Eukaryota; Metazoa; Chordata; Actinopteri; Perciformes; Eleginopidae. Gene Ontology annotation, molecular function: zinc ion binding; protein binding.